Trichoderma breve is the source of this 5190-nucleotide messenger RNA. RefSeq names its product formin homology 2 domain-containing protein. The transcript is spliced from 4 exons. The coding region runs from base 1 to 5190 and encodes 1729 amino acids. Lineage: Eukaryota; Fungi; Ascomycota; Sordariomycetes; Hypocreales; Hypocreaceae. Gene Ontology annotation, biological process: mitotic actomyosin contractile ring assembly; actin filament bundle assembly; barbed-end actin filament capping. Gene Ontology annotation, cellular component: cell division site; mating projection tip. The record is from RefSeq and is a predicted model, not a curated record. Gene Ontology annotation, molecular function: actin binding; small GTPase binding.
AUGUCGUCCGCUGCCGAUAAGUCAAGGCAGUCUUCUGGCGGCAGAUCCCUCUUCUCCAGAGGCAAGCACCGCGCCGACAAGCGCUACACCGACAUCGAUCCCAAGAGCUCCUCAGAUCAGUUCGAAACGGCGUCCAUAAUUUCUUCGCGCUCCUCGCGCCACAAGCGGGAGUCGUCGUCGAUUUCGAUCGACCAACCCAGUUCUCCUGAUGCUGGCAUCAACCAGAUGGCGGGUGUGAUUACGUCCAUCCCCUACGACGUCCCGCCAGGCUCCCGCUCGCCAGCCGCACACGAGUUCAUCCCCAAGCCCGACAACGUACCAGGGCGCCGCGAGCCUGUGCCUCAUCAGCUCAACCUCAGCGGCUUCGACUACCACCAGUAUCCGUCCAUCGAUCCGUCCGCCAUGUCUUCCUCCCACCCCCACACCUCGGCGCGCCCGGGCACCUCGUCCAACAUGUCCAUCAACAACAUCACCAUGGCCACCACCGGCAAGCAAGCCCAGUACCAGCAAUGGGGCCCAGGGCCUGCCGUCGGAGCUGUGCCUGGAGGCGGCCCGGCUCGUGGGAGCACGUCCAGCUCCGCAACCAACGGCUCGUAUCCCGUGCGCCAGGGCUACCUGAAUCCGGCAUCCGCCCGCUCCUCACACACAACGCUUGCGCCCUCGCCGCCUUUGAGCUCACAUCACCAGCCUCACUCGCCCCGCGAGUCUCACCGGUUAACCAAGAUGAGCGCCUACGGCCCGACCGCUCACGAUGGUUUCUACUUCCCCAAGCCUGAUGAUAACUACGUUGUCGAGCAGAUGUUUAUGCAGCUCAUGCAGAAGCGAGGAUGGCACAACCUUCCCGAGCAAGCCAGGAGACAGAUGACGGCCUACCCCGCAGAGAAGAAGUGGACAUUGCUGCACCAGGACCGUCUGACGGAGUGGCAAGGAGAGCAGAAACGAAAGCAGACCGCCAGGGCCAAUCAGUAUGCCACACCCGACGUAACCACCUAUUCUGAUGAGGAGGGAACCCCCGAGUGGUAUGUCAGGAGGGUCAUGGAGGAUAAGCUGGAUGCGAAGGGUAUGGGGUCUCUCGAAGUCAACUUGAGAACACAGCAGAUUGGCUGGGUGAAACGAUUCGUCGAAUGUCAGGGUCAAGUGGCUCUGGUAACAUUGCUGCUCAAGAUCAACAGGAAAAAUGCCAACGGAGGGCCAGCUUCUGGGGCGAUCUCUGCACAGACGGAGAAGAAUUUGGAUCGCGAAUACGACAUUGUCAAGUGUCUUAAGGCCUUGAUGAACAACAAAUUCGGCGCCGACGAUGCUUUGAUGCAGUCAAAGGUCCUCCUGGCCUUGGCCAGUUGCCUUAUUUCAUCUCGACUUACCACGCGCAAGCUCGUCAGCGAAAUUCUGACCUUCCUCUGCACCUGGGGCACUCACGGCGAAGGACACUUGAAAGUGAUUCAGGCUCUGGACGAAGUCAAGACUCAAGUGGGCGAGAAUGGGAGAUUCGAUGCCUGGAUGCGGUUGGUGGAAGUCACCGUCGAUGGGCGAGGAAAGAUGGGCAGUCUUGUGGGUGCUAGCGAUGAGCUUCGUACGGGAGGCAUCGGAAUGGAGAACCUACUGAUGGAAUACGCGGUUGCCACCCUGAUUCUGGUCAACAUGAUCAUCGACGCACCGGAAAAGGACCUCCAGAUGAGGGUUCACAUUCGAGCCCAGUUCCACGCCUGUGGCAUCAAGAGGAUCUUGACCAAGAUGGAGGGCUUUCAGUACGAACUACUAGACAAGCAGAUUGAUCGGUUCCGCACCAACGAGGCCAUUGAUUAUGAGGAUAUGCUCGAGCACACGAUCCAACAGCAGCUACACGGAACCAAGACGCAUGACUAUUUCGUAUCCGCGCUUCAGCACCUCAUGCUCAUCCGAGCCAACGAUGGUGAAGAGCGACUACGCAUGUUUCAGCUCGUCGAUUCGAUGCUCAGCUAUGUGGCCAUGGACCGACGCCUACCCAAUAUGGACCUCAAGCAGAGUCUCAACUUCACGGUUCAGAGUCUGCUGGACAAGCUGCAUACCGAUUCUGAAGCUCGGCAGGCACUCGAUGAGGCGUUGGAGUCCCGACAGAUUGCCGAGGCCGCCAUGGCGGAGCGAGAUGAGAUGAAGGCAAAGUUGGAGCUCGGAGCCGAUGGCCUCGUGGCCAAAUUGCAGAGGCAGCUAGACGAACAGUCUCGGUUCAUUGAGGCUCAGAGGCGCCAGGCAGACGGCCUCAAAGGCGAAUUAAAUAACAUUCAAAGCGUCCGAGCCAAGGAAGCGCAGCGCUAUGAGCUUGAGACAAGAGAGCUGUAUCUGAUGCUGCGAGAUGCCCAGGACAUUGCAGCAUCUAAUGCUGUUAAGGCCAGCAGUGGCAAGCCCGGCAAAGAAACCAGCUCAGCUCAGAUGCAAGGUAUUCUUGACCGCGAACGCCUCAUGGAGCGUCUGCAGAAGCAGCUGGAGCGACAAAAGACCCAGUAUAAGCUGGAAGGCAGAAUUUGGGGAGACUCAGAUGGUCCCUCCGAUCGCCUCCGUGCCCUCAGAGAAGCCAUGGAUGGCGACGGGGAACCAGGCACCCCCCCUGGUGGCGGUACACCACCUCGCGACUUCACUAACAGUGUUCUCGGGACCAUCCAUCGUGGUCGGAGAGCGUCCAAGCGACCGGCUAAGCUCGAGCAGCAUGCCAUUGACGAAGAUGAUGUCGAGAUGGAUGAGGAGGGUGUGGUUAUCGAGCGCCCGAGAAUCAUCGAGAUGAGACGACCAGUUGUCGAUGCAAAGCAGCAGGCACAGCUUCUCGGCGAGAUUGGUUCCAAGGUCAAGAAAUACGAGGGCAGCGAUUCCGAAGCCGACGAGGGCGCAACUACAGGCCCAUCCCACCCGAGCAUGGAGUCGUCCUCCCCCAUUACUCCGGCAGAAGGCGAGGCCCCCAAGGUCGAGAUCACCGCUGCCGGAGGACCCCCGCCGCCUCCGCCUCCGCCUCCUCCCCCGAUGCCCGGUCAACUGCCCGGAGUUCCACCUCCUCCGCCUCCUCCUCCACCUCCUCCGAUGCCGGGCGCGUUCCCCGUUCCCCCACCUCCUCCACCUCCGCCCCCUAUGCCCGGUGCGAUGGGAAUGCCACCACCUCCCCCACCGCCGCCGCCCAUGCCUGGUGUCGGAGGUAUGGCUCCGCCUCCACCACCGCCUCCUGGCAUGCCAGGCGCUAUAUCCGGUCACUACUUGCCUCAGACACCUGCCUUCUCCGCUUCGCCUUCUGUUGGUUUGCCAGUGAUGCGGCCUAAGAAGAAACUCAAGGCUCUUCACUGGGAGAAGGUUGAUACCCCUGAGACCAGUCACUGGGCAGCUCAUGCCCCCUCUGCCGAGGAACGAGAACAGAAGUACAACGAGCUUAGUCGCAGGGGAAUUUUGGAUGAAGUCGAGAAGCUUUUCGUGGCCAAAGAAAUCAAGAAGAUUGGUGGAUCUGGCGGCAAGAAAGAUGAUAAGAAACAGCUUAUAUCGUCCGACCUUCGGAAAGCAUUCGAAAUCGCUUUUGCCAAAUUCUCUCAGUACUCGGUUGAAAAGAUUGUGCAGAUGAUUAUCCAUUGCGACGACAUCAUCAUCACAAAUCAGGGUAUCAUGGACUUCUUGUCAAAGGACGACAUGUGCAACAUCAACGACAACGUCGCCAAGCAAAUGGCACCCUAUAGUACUGACUUGACAGGGCCAGACGCCAAGAACCAAACGCGUGAACAGGAUCCCGAAGAGCUCACGCGACAGGAUCAGAUGUAUCUGUAUACGGCAUUUGAACUUCAUCAUUACUGGAAGAGCAGAAUGAGGGCGCUUGCUCUGACGCAAAGUUUCGAAUCGGAUUACGACGAGAUCAGUGCGAAGAUGCAGGACGUUGUUGCUGUCUCUGAGUCAUUGAGAGAUUCGGUCGCACUUAUGAAUGUCCUUGGUCUCAUCUUGGACAUUGGAAACUACAUGAACGAUGCCAACAAGCAAGCGCGCGGUUUCAAGCUCAGCUCGCUCGCCAGACUGGGCAUGGUCAAGGAUGACAAGAACGAAUCGACGCUGGCCGAUCUUGUGGAGCGCAUUGUUCGAAACCAGUAUCCUGAGUGGGAGAGCUUCGCCGAUGACAUUACUGGUGUCAUAACGGCGCAAAAGAUUAACAUUGAACAGCUUCAAGCCGAUGCCAAGAACUACAUUGCCAACGUGAAGAAUGUGCAAAUGUCCCUGGAUAAUGGCAACUUGAGCGACCCCAAGAAGUUCCACCCUCAGGAUCGCGUUGGUCAAGUCGUUCAGAGAGUGAUGAAGGAGGCCAGAAGGAAGGCAGAGCAGAUGCAAGUCUACUUGGAGGAGAUGAUGAAGACUUACAAGGACAUUAUGUUGUUCUACGGAGAAGAUCCCGCAGACGAGAACUCUCGGAGGGAUUUCUUCACCAAGCUCGCCGGCUUUUUGCAGGAGUGGAAGAAGUCGCGCGAGAAGAACGUUUUGUUGGAGGAGACGAGGAAGCGCAACGAAGCCUCCAUGAAGCGCAAGCAUGCGCAGACGAAGGCGGCAAGUCUCUUGGCAGACAAUGGACCCGCAUCGCCAUCAAGCACUGGCGCCAUGGACUCACUGCUCGAGAGACUUCGAGCAGCCGCACCGCAGGCACGGGACCAGAGAGACCGUCGCCGUCGUGCCCGCUUGAAGGAUCGCCACCAGGUCCGUGUGGCCUCUGGGCAGCAGAUAAACGAUCUCGACGAAAUACCAGACAUCGAGACCAACUUCUCCAAGUCUGAGCCAACAAUUGACGAAGACGGAGAUUCGCAAACGCCCGUUUCGCUGCCCCCUCCCUCGCGAGAUGGGAAUAAGGAAGAUGAUCUGGCUGACCGAGCAGCGGCGCUGCUACAAGAUAUGCAGGGAGGCAAUGGAAACGACGAGGGGGAUGUCGAGAGGAGAGAGACGAUGAGAAAGGCGAGGAGGCAGACGGCAGAGGAAGAACGGAGAGCGAGAAGAAGACGGAGAGAGAGGGCCUCCAGCACAGUAGAUGGAGCUAAGGAUGAGUCUUCUAUUUUAUCGGUAUCAGAGGAUGUCCCACCCACACCAACACUUGACGUGCCUAAGCAAGAGGAGGAGGCUACAACGACGUCAGAAGUCAAGACGGAUGCGAAGGAGGAAGAAAACGCUGGCCAAGACGGCAGGCCGGAGGAAUCCGAGAAGAUACAGGAGUAA